CGGGUCGGAAGUGUUUCUUGGCUGAUAAUAGGAAAGCUUUUUCAUAGUGUUAUUAAAAGUUCCGUAAACGUAAUUAAUACGUAACAGUUAUAGUUACAGUUCAAAGUUCGGAUGUUAAAAGAAUGUGCUAGACCUUAUUUUCAUUAUAAUUGGUGUAUAAGUCGCCCUCUAGAGCUGGGAAAAUGUUAAAAUAACAGUUCAUGUCUUAUGAAAUGGACACCCAAAAGUAAAACUGUGUAUUCAAAUAUUUUCGUUAGGGGGCAUUUACUGGAAUAAACAUGGUUAUUUCUGGGGAGGAAACUGUGGAGUCAUCUUCAGCAAUGCAUACAGAAAAAAUUUAUCUGUUUAAUGAAAAUGUACUUGAAAAUGGUGACAGCCUUAACUACAGGAGUCUUUUAACUGAUGCUGUAAAAAUGGAGAAUCAAGGAAAGUUUCUUGAAUUUGCAUGGGGUAUGGAAAUGCAAGUUGAAGAAGUACCUAUAAAGCCAUUGAGAGUAGUGGAAGUUGAUCUUAACAUGCAAGUACCAGUAUCACUACAAGUAGAUAAUGUCGAACUGCUUAAAGAAAUUUCCAAGAAAGCAUAUGGUGAGGAAGAAAACAGAUUGUCAUUUGGGUCCAUCUUAGGACAGGGAUGGGAACUUGGAGCUUCAAAAAUAUAUGGUCCCAAUCAUGAGGAUGUUGAAUUAUCAUCCAUGAUCACCAGUCAUCUCCAGCUUCCCAGUGAGAUGAAUAUAGCAGCAAAGUUCAAGAAAUUAGUGUUGUACGCAGGACAUCAUUGCUUCCUUAAUAACCUGGGCUCCUGUUGGGUCGAUGGAAAAUUUGGUACUCUACUCCUUCAAUUACCUGUGGAAGGAGGACAUGAAGGUGGACAUUUAAAUAUUGAAUAUCAAGGAAGGAAGAAAAAGUUUGAGAGCCAUACGAAUAGCGAUAGAACUUUCUAUCUGUCUUCAUUUUACAAUUGCUGUGAACAUUUUAUCGAACCCGUUUUACAAGGACACAAAUUGAUGCUCGUAUUCGAUCUCAUUUGGACAAAUGCCAAAAUAGAGAUCCCACGUAACUUUCCUGUUUUUCUUACAGCGCUCAAACAAAUCAAGAAAGCGAUCAAAUCAUGGCGUCACCAUCAUCUGUUAAAUUCAAAGAAAAAGGAUAAAACGCAACGUGUCAUGCAUUCAGGUUGCUCGCCAUCCGAUUCUGGAACGGAGUUAUCUCCUACGAUUGCAGCAGAAGACAUCUGCAUAAAAUAUUACAGUCUGGACAGCGACGCGGAUUUUCUCUAUUCUGAGGAAAUAUUGAAAGAAAAUAUCUUGUUCCUGGUUUUAAACAAAAAAUAGGACAAGAAACUCCUUUCAUUUGAACUAUUGCGGAGACGUGAUCGAAUUUUCGCGGAAGCAUUGUUGCAGUGCAGUUCCUUAGAUGUGCAUCUCGCUUUAGCAAAACGAAAAAUCCCACAUGUAAGAA
Molecule: messenger RNA, 1458 nt
Organism: Daphnia carinata
Lineage: Eukaryota; Metazoa; Arthropoda; Branchiopoda; Diplostraca; Daphniidae
Exons: 3
Coding region: 279-1331 (350 amino acids)
Source: RefSeq, a predicted model, not a curated record